Molecule: messenger RNA, 571 nt
Organism: Hibiscus syriacus
Lineage: Eukaryota; Viridiplantae; Streptophyta; Magnoliopsida; Malvales; Malvaceae
Exons: 3
Coding region: 40-315 (91 amino acids)
Biological process (GO): response to heat
Source: RefSeq, a predicted model, not a curated record
AACAACCGAGGCUUCAAAUGUAAGAACAACAUUAGAGCCAUGGCAGCAGCAGCAGAAAAAAGAGGCAACCUCGACCACUUGCAAAGAGCUACUACCAGACCCGACAAGAAAAGAGCUGGCCCGGUUGCACCAACAGGGUCAUGGGACAGGUUCCCGACAGCGAGAACAGUGCAACAGAUGAUGGAAACAAUGGAGAGGGUAAUGGAUGACCCUUUUGCAUAUUCGAGUACUUGGCCAUCGCCGUUGCCAUCCUCCCCCGAGAACAGGAAAGGAAGGAGGACGCCAUGGGAGAUCAAGGAAAGAGAAGGGGAGUAAAAGGUUAGAUUCGAUAUGCUCGGGAUGAACAAAGAUGAUGUCAAGGUGUGGGUUGAAGAAAACACGUUGGUUUUAAAGGCAGAGAAACUUGGGAAAAAGGAAGAAGAAGAAUGGGAUGCUAAGAGCUUUGGGAGAUGUGGUAGUAGAAUUGUACUGCCUGAAAAUGUUGAGUUUGAGAAGAUUAAAGCCGAAGUGAAAGAUGGGGUUUUGUACGUAACCAUUCCUAAACCUAGUCGUGAUUCUAGGAUUUUGAACA